UCCCUGUCCAUCCUCCGCCACACGCGGGAGGCCCCGCGCCCUUUUAUUUUCCGCGGACGAAAACAAAAAAAGGGAAAGCCUGUCGGCGCAGUUACGUAACGUCCGAGAUACUCUGCCGCCGCUCUUUAUAAGGUUCGUACAUUUAAUUCCCCUCGUCCCAAGAGCCCGAAGGUAGGCGUGAGAUAUAUACAUACAACGUCGUCCCGGGUCUAUACAGAGAGACCCAUGGAGGCUUGAGACAGGUGGUUUAUCAAGAUGCGGAAAGGGGCGAGCUGAUAAAGCGCUCUCGCUGGCUUAGUAUAUAAGGCCGGCAAGUCGGAAGGGACGUCGUAGGUGUGCUCGCGGUUGUGGACGUUCAGGAACCCAUCGUGCCGGAACCGCAGCGAAGAGAAACCAUGAGGUCCCUAUUGGCGCUCGCCUUCCUUGCCGUCGCUGCCAACGCGUUGUACUACGAGACGAAACCGGAGCUAGCGAAGUACCAGGACGAGGCUGAGUGCUUCCCGUACGAGGAGUACUGGUACGUCAUCUACCGCACGUUCGAACACGACCCCUACCUUGGCGAUGGCAAGUGCGUGCGCCUCACGCAGACCAAGCCUCUGGUGAACGGAACCGCGGAAGCACAUCUCAAGGACAGCACCGGUGCGGUUCUGGACUUCACAACGGAACUGCACAAGGCGGAUGGAUACAAACACUACAACAAGCAUAACGUGACUCUACUGAACGGACCAAAGAAGGGCCACAGCUUCAGCCUGUACAGCGCGUACUCUGACUGCUACGAAUGCAAGGUCUACAGGCACCCGUACGCUGGUGAGAAUGCCUGCUCGCUGCUGGUACCUGCUCACAAGAAGAACCACCUGACCCAGUCGUGCAAGUUCAUCUUCCACCUCCUCUGCGGACACACCUACCAGACUGUCUACGACGAGACUUGCCACGCUCAUUGAGCUCGCCGGUGGAUACGGCACAAGGCCCCGUAGCAUGGAACAAUUACGCUGCAAUUAGCCCCCCGCUGCCUGGUCUCUAUCUGCAUAAUGUGGCAUCCAAUAAAGGCAUUACUCGUCGCUGUACACGCACGGGUUCUCGGUUCUGAGUUUUCUUCCAAAACGGUUUCCGCAGAUGUAUGCCA
Molecule: messenger RNA, 1123 nt
Organism: Dermacentor silvarum
Lineage: Eukaryota; Metazoa; Arthropoda; Arachnida; Ixodida; Ixodidae
Exons: 5
Coding region: 396-941 (181 amino acids)
Biological process (GO): symbiont-mediated perturbation of host defenses
Molecular function (GO): amine binding
Source: RefSeq, a predicted model, not a curated record